CAAAAGCGGCCAGAACAUCACAAGAACGUCCGACUUCCUGUCACUUGGCCCGGAGCCCACGCAAGCCAGGAGAGGACGUCUGGGGGGAAAAAAGAAAUCGGUGUUCCCGCACCAGGAUAGUCGGGGAACGCGCCCGUCUGAAGAGUCCAUUAACUUUCAUUGGCGACUUCAUGUUGACAAAUGUUAGCCGUGGGGCAGAUGGAGGCUAACCGGCAGAGUGCUUUCGUCCUGGGCAGCACCCCGCUGGCGGCGUUGCACAACAUGACCGAGAUGAAGACGUCCCUGUUUCCUUACGCGCUGCAGCAGAGCCCGACGGCUGCAGCGGCGGCGGCGGCGGCUGCUGCCGCGGCGGCCGGUUUCAAAGCGCCGUCGCUGUCCAGCCUCAACUCGCAUCUGGCCAGCGGGGCCACCCCGCACGGAAUAAGCGACAUCCUGGGGAGACCCAUCACCACCGCUGGUCAGCUGCUUUCCGCCGGCUUCCCGAGGAUCAACGGCAUCAACGGGCUGGCCAGCACCGCCGCCGCGGCCGCCGCCGCCGCCGGGAUGUACUUCGGCCCCGCCGUGUCCCGUUACCCCAAGCCGCUGGCCGAGCUCCCAGGGAGGGCGCCCAUCUUCUGGCCGGGCGUCAUGCAGGGAUCCCCGUGGAGGGACCCGCGCGUGCCCUGUCCCUCUCAGUCAAGCCUGAUGAUGGACAAGGAUGGCAAGAAGAAGCACUCCAGGCCCACUUUUUCUGGCCAGCAGAUUUUUGCACUGGAAAAAACCUUUGAGCAGACCAAGUACCUGGCAGGUCCGGAGAGAGCUCGCCUGGCCUACUCAUUGGGGAUGACCGAAAGCCAAGUCAAAGUGUGGUUCCAGAACAGGAGGACCAAGUGGAGGAAGAGGCACGCGGCCGAGAUGGCCUCGGCCAAGAAGAAGCACGACUCGGAAACGGAGAAGAUGAAGGAGAGCUCGGACAACGACGAGGACGACGAGUACAACAAGCCGCUGGACCCCAACUCGGACGACGAGAAGAUUACGAGACUGUUGAAAAAGCACAAAAGCGCCGGCGGCGGCAAUUUGGCCCUCAUCAGCCCCUGUAGUAACAGCUCGGACACCUUGUGAUGACCCCGCCCGCAGCACGGCAAAGCGCGGGGAUGCUCCGGACGAGACUUUCGGAGCCCAUUUGCACCUGACACCAUCACCGUGGAGAGGUCACGUAUGGGAGGGACAACCGGAGUUCCAAGAAAAAUGUAAACGCAAUCUGGAUGGCAACUCUAAUCCACAAGUGAACCCAUGUGCUUGUUUGGAUCCCCAUAGGUCCUAUUUUUAUCCCACAUAUAAUUUAGACAAUUUAAAUGGAGAGUCAUCAUUUUGUGAAUGAGUGUGAAUGCUUGUCUUUAUGCGAUUGGGGGGCGAGCAGUCCAGGGCGCAGGCUCGGUUCACCCCUGACCCCGAGGACAAACUAAGCUACAGGGGCAAAAUGGAUGGAUGGAUGGAUGGAUAUUAUUUGGACUCACCUUUCUUUCCUGAUCCGGACUCAACAGCAGUGUGAAAACAUGUCGGGUGUGAAGGGGCUCUGAAGCUUUCAAAGCUCAGUUUAAGCAGGGUAUCUAUCCACUGUCCUAAAAGGCUCAAAGAGAACGAAAACGGAUAGUUAAGGGGCUGCACGUGGCAGCCCAAAGACCACAAAGUAUACAUGAGAUUGUAUGUAUAUAUUUUUUACAGAAUGAAUAACUUAUGUUGUUUAAAGCAGCGGGGAGGGGGACUGUCCUCCUCGCAGCCCUGAUACGCGCUUAUUUCCUCCAUAACAGAGACACUGCUUCCUUUUGACUUUUUUCAAGUCGCACACUUUAAAAUGUUGUAAAUAGACGGUGCAAAGAAAAAAAAAAAAUGUAAUUGGCACAUUUCUGUUUUGACCUCAUCGUCACACGUCACCAUAGAAAACUGGACCAUGUUUUUUUUUUUCGUUGUUGCUUUUAAAGAGUAUUAUUAUUGCAGCUUGUGGGGAGGUUAUAGAGAGGAAGAAAGAAAAAAACACUUUGUAUUAUGAAUAAAUUAUUUAACAAGCAUCUGUUUUUUUGUUUUUUGUCUUAA
Molecule: messenger RNA, 2073 nt
Organism: Syngnathus typhle (broad-nosed pipefish)
Lineage: Eukaryota; Metazoa; Chordata; Actinopteri; Syngnathiformes; Syngnathidae
Gene: nkx6-2
Product: NK6 homeobox 2
Exons: 3
Coding region: 181-1101 (306 amino acids)
Biological process (GO): regulation of transcription by RNA polymerase II; cell differentiation
Cellular component (GO): nucleus
Molecular function (GO): DNA-binding transcription factor activity, RNA polymerase II-specific; RNA polymerase II cis-regulatory region sequence-specific DNA binding
Source: RefSeq, a predicted model, not a curated record